Molecule: messenger RNA, 765 nt
Organism: Paramuricea clavata
Lineage: Eukaryota; Metazoa; Cnidaria; Anthozoa; Malacalcyonacea; Plexauridae
Source: the annotation of a GenBank genome assembly
AUGAGCAACAGAAUAUCUGUCAGCGGUAAAAAGAGGCGAAGAACAGGCGCAAGGUCUUCUGGGAAAGGCAAGAAAAUAAGCAAGAUAGUGAUGGAUAAGACAGGUGAUGAUAGAGAACGGAGGGAUAGAUUACCUCAGAGAGUCUGGGGUGGAACUUCAUAUAAAGUUGAGGUAUGUUGAGAUAAUUGCUUGAGAUAUACAAACGUUUUUUACUUAUGGUGUGUUUGAAUGUCAAGGACAGUAAGUGUCAACUUCAGACAUGAUUGCAUGUCUCAAUUAUGUUAUUUGCCAUCAAGUAAAUGAGUAUCAUACAAGAUUAUUUUCUGAUAACUGCAGGUGGACCAGCAUCUGCUGCACGAUAUGUUUAGUGUGAAACCUACCAGUACAUAAAUGCAUGCAGUUCACAUUUAAAAUCGUGAAAAAUGUUCCGUUAAUAAUAAAUCAAUUUUUUCAAUAGGAAGUGGGAGGCAUUGACUUCAAUCCAGAGCUAUCAAGACGAGUCAGUCACGCUGGAAGUCUGGGGAGAGUUUCUCCUAACCCAAAUACCCGGCUCCGCUCUAGAAAUGGCAGUAAAUCUUCCACUAGUGACGCCAUCUCAACUAGUAACGUCGUCCCAAGUGAUGACGUCACAUCAACAUCUGACGUCAUCAAUAAUGAGGUCAUAUCUAAUAGUAACGUCAUUUCAGCGAAUGACGUCAUCUCAGGACAACCACGCGAGUUAGAAGCAUCUGAAAUGGCAAUGUUGUGACGUAAUAUUAGUAAGCU